Elephantulus edwardii (Cape elephant shrew) is the source of this 1743-nucleotide messenger RNA. RefSeq names its product nitrogen permease regulator-like 3 (S. cerevisiae) (gene NPRL3). The transcript is spliced from 13 exons. The record is from RefSeq and is a predicted model, not a curated record. Gene Ontology annotation, biological process: cellular response to amino acid starvation; negative regulation of TORC1 signaling; TORC1 signaling. Lineage: Eukaryota; Metazoa; Chordata; Mammalia; Macroscelidea; Macroscelididae. Gene Ontology annotation, cellular component: GATOR1 complex. The coding region runs from base 11 to 1723 and encodes 570 amino acids.
UCCUGGCAGCAUGGGUGACAACACCAGCCCCAUCAGCGUGAUUCUGGUGAGCUCCGGGAGCCGGGGCAAUAAGCUGCUGUUCAGAUAUCCCUUCCAGCGAAGCCAGGAGCACCCCGCGUCCCAGACAAGUAAGCCGCGCAGUAGAUAUGCUGUUAAUAGCGCUGGUGACCACUCUGAGGAUCAGGAUGGGGAUUCCAGAUUUUCAGAUGUUAUUCUAGCAACUAUUUUGGCAACCAAGUCUGAAAUGUGUGGCCAGAAGUUUGAACUGAAGAUUGACAACGUACGUUUUGUUGGGCAUCCGACACUUCUGCAGCACGCUCUGGGGCAGGUGUCCAAAACAGACCCAUCGCCAAAGAGAGAGACACCCACCAUGAUCCUUUUUAAUGUGGUGUUCGCACUGAGGGCCAACGCAGACCCAUCAGUCAUCAGCUGCCUGCACACUCUGUCCCGGCGGAUAGCUGUGGUGCUUCAGCACGAGGAGCGACGCUGCCAGUACCUGACCCGCGAGGCUAAGCUGAUCCUAGCGCUGCAGGACGAGGUGUCUGCCGUGGCCGACGCAAAUGAAGGUCCUCAUCAGUCCCCGUUCCAUCACAUCCUGCCCAAGUGCAAGCUGGCCAGGGACCUUAAGGAAGCAUACGACAGCCUCUGCUCCUCAGGUGUGGUGCAGCUGCACAUCAACAACUGGCUGGAGGUGAGUUUCUGCCUGCCCCACAAGAUCCACUAUGUGGCCACUACUCUCAUCCCACCUGAGGCUAUUGAGAAGAGUCUCAAGGCCAUCCGCCCCUACCACGCCCUGCUACUGCUCAGUGAUGAGAAGUCCCUGCUGGCUGAGCUGCCUGUCGACUGCUCCCCGGCUCUGGUGCGUGUGAUCAAGACCACCACGGCCGUGAAAAACCUGCAGCAGCUGGCUCAGGACGCCGACCUGGCAUUGCUGCAGGUGUUCCAGCUCGCAGCCCACCUGGUGUACUGGGGCAAGGCCAUCAUUGUCUACCCGCUGUGUGAGAAUAACAUCUACAUGCUGUCGCCCAGCGCCAGCGUGUGCUUGUACUCCCCACUGGCUGAGCAGUUCUCCAGACAGUUCCCGUCGCAUGACCUGCCGUCUGUUCUGGCCAAGUUCUCCUUGCCUGUCUCCUUAUCAGAAUUCAGGAGCCCCCUGGCUCCCCCUGUGCCAGAGACGCAGCUCAUCCAGAUGGUGGUGUGGAUGCUGCAGCGCCGCCUCCUUGUCCAGCUGCACACCUACGUCUGCCUGAUGGCCGCACCCCGAGAGGAGGAGGCUGGGCCCCGCGAGGACGACCCUCCGCUGCCUGCUCGCGUUGGGGGCCGCAGCCUCAGCACACCCAAUGCCCUCAGCUUUGGCUCCCCAACCAGCAGCGACGACAUGACCCUCACCAGCCCCAGUAUGGACAACUCGAGUGCAGAGCUGCUCCCUGGUGGGGACUCACCUCUCAACAGGAGGAUGACGGAGAACCUGCUGGCCAGCCUGUCUGAGCACGAGCGUGAGGCCAUCCUCAGCGUGCCCGCUGCCCAGAACCCUGAGGACCUGCGCAUGUUCGCCAGGCUCUUGCACUACUUCCGGGGCCGCCACCACCUGGAGGAGAUCAUGUACAAUGAGAACACACGGCGUUCCCAGCUGCUCAUGCUCUUCGACAAGUUCCGAAGUGUGCUGGUGGUGACCACCCACGAGGACCCUGUCAUUGCUGUCUUCCAGGCUUUGCUGCAGUGAGGCAGCACUCGGGUGGGGGA